This is a messenger RNA of Gigantopelta aegis, 1117 nucleotides long. RefSeq names its product synaptogenesis protein syg-2-like. Bases 58 to 1062 code for a protein of 334 amino acids. The transcript has 5 exons. The record is from RefSeq and is a predicted model, not a curated record. Gene Ontology annotation, molecular function: protein binding. NCBI's taxonomy places the organism in Eukaryota, Metazoa, Mollusca, Gastropoda, Neomphalida, Peltospiridae.
ACCUCUCUGACUUUGAACUCGAAGUCUACACGUGUUACAGUUGAUGAGCUGACUGCCAUGACUCUGAAAUGUGAUGUUGACAGUAAUCCAGGAUCUCACAUCAAACUGUUGAACAACUCGCAGACUCUGCGUGAAGUGACAAACUCUAAACAGGCUGAGUACAUGUGGAACGAGGCUGGAUGUCUGGAUACAGGAUACUACAUGUGUGAAGCAGGAAACAGCAUCAAGUCAGCUGUCAGUGAAAGUGUGCAGCUUAUUGUAAGAUGUUCACCAAGACUAGAUCAUCGAGUUCCAUUCCAGAAAGAGUUUGCAGCAGCAGAAGGUGGAAAUGUGACUCUGAAUAUAUCAGUGAUUGCCAACCCAACACCCACAUUCACCUGGUACAAACUGACUGAUGGAAACAAAAACAGACUUGGGUCUGGCGAUUCAUCUACAACUGACGUAUCUGCUGUUGGGAAACUCACACUGACAAAUGUUCAGCAGGGAGAUAUUGGUACCUAUCAGGUUGCUGUGUCUAAUAGAGCUCCAAGACAAGACUUUGUGGUGAACCUGACACUUGAUGUAGCAGGUCCCCCGAAUAUUCCCAUGAAUGUCACAGCAUGGAGCAAUGGUCCACACUCAGUCUCAGUGUCUUGGAUAGAGGAAUUUAAUGGAGGAUCAAAUCAGACGUUCCUUAUACAAUACCGAGCAGACACAACAUCACAGUGGACAAAUCUCACUAAACAGUUUCCAGAGAAAGUUCUUCAUACAAACCACACAGCUGUCAUAUCAAAUCUUCAACCUGAGACGAGAUAUCUGGUGCGGGUUUUGGCUUAUAACAGAUAUGGAUACAAAGGUUUUACCAAAGAACAGGAAGCUUUGACUUUAAUUGCAGAUGAAUCUCUUGUACCAGCCUCAUCAAACAAAGUAACUGGAGAAGGAAUUGCCGUAGGGCUUGUUAUUGGGAUUGCUGUUGCCACCAUUGCAGUGACAGUUACAGUGUUUAUUUUGUGGCGACGAGGUUAUGUGUGUGCAUCUUCAAAAUCAGAUGGGAAGCAGUCUGAAGCUAGAGUGUACGUAUAACAUUGCAAACCUUUCUCUCACACACACACACACACACAGAGAGACAGAGAUAGAG